GAGCGGGCAGGAGGAGGAAGGCCGUCUGCAGUUUCCCCUCCAGUGAAAAGUGGCCGUGGCGUGGUCUCUGUGGUCAACGUUUUCUCCCUCACUGCAGACCCCUCCCAGGCCACAGCUGGAGUGGGCGGAGGUCGGGGUGAGGAGGGACGGCAGCAAGCAGGUGCCUGUGAGUGAGGGGUGGGUAGGGGCCAGAGGCGUGGGGUGAGGCUGCCAUGAGACACACGCUCCUGACUGACUCAAGGCCUGGCUCAGUUCGCCUUUCCAGCUCGAAGUGUUCCAGGCUACGGGCAGGUGUGUCUAGUGGGUCCUCCCCAAGGGAGAGCCAGGCUCAGCACAUCUCCUUGGCCACUCUGAGGCCUCCAUCCAUGCAGAAGGAAGAGGGAAAGAAAGAAUGAAAGUGGAAGAGGAAGGAGACAGGGAGAGAGGUGGUGCGGGGGGACUGGGGACAGAGGGCGCGUCCCAGGAGGAGCCUCUCGUGCCCUCCAGUGACAGCAUCUGGAUGCCUGCCGUGGACCCCUCCAGCACCGGGCACUGACCCACACUCCCUUCAUCCCAGCCUCAGCUCUAAGAAGAUGAGGGGCUCAUCCCUACGCCACAGCUGAGAACACUGAGCUCAGGGAAAACACUCGGCUGGUCCCUGGCAAAACUUCUGGAUCCAUGGUUCUUCUUCCCCUCAGCCUCCUCACAGCCCAGCGCCUCCCCACCAGCUCUGGUUCCAACAAUAACACUGGCCCCUCAAACUUCCAACCCAAGGAACAGUUUCUGCCAAGAAAAUGUGCCUUAGGAGCUGAGACUACCAGUGGAGCAGAAUUCCAGCGAUUCUCCAGGGGCUGCCUGUCACGAGGGCACUCAAGCUGCCUGCGGAGAGGCCCAUACAGGGAGCAUCUCAGGUCCCAUCAACAGCUGGCACCAACUUGCCAACCAUCUGGGAAGAAGACCCUCCAGCCCCAGUCAAGCUUGCAAAUGGCUGUGGCUCUGGCUGAUGUCUCAACUGCAAACCUCUUGAAAGACUCCAAGCCAGAACAUUCCUGAAUUUCUGACCCCCCAAGACUGCGAGAUAUAUUAAAUGUAUAUUGUUAUUUUAAAUUUCUACGUUUUGAUUUGUUAUAGAGCAAUAGAUAACUAGCAUAUAUCCUGUUGCCUUCCAAAACGGUUUUGAAACUGUAUAUAGGUAAAGUCAUAGCUCUAACUAAAUGAAAAGCUAUUAGAACAGGAUUUAAAAGGACACAGAGAAAUAAUAAAUAGGGUAGGUAUAGGGAGGAGUCUGGCUGUACUAGAAAACCUGGCUAAGGACAAAACAUGGCUCUAGGCUCCUUGCAAGCCAGGGCAAAAGUGGAAACUUGAUAGGUCACAUUAAAACUUUUUGUGGUGGUGGUGGUGACUCCGAAUGCGGAUGUGCAUUUGACAUGCGGACCUUUAGGUAGACAGCAUCACACUGUCUGGUGGAUGGUGCCGUGCAGACGCUCCACCUACUGUAGAUCAGACCCUGCGUGUUUGAAAUGGUGAAUACAGUAGUGCAUACGGUUCACGUAUAACCAUGCACAUUCUGACAGUUUUCAGGAACUCCUGGCAUCAUAAAAACAGAAAAAAUAUAUUAAUACAUACAUACAUAUUCAAAAGAUAUAACUUUUAACAUAGGUACUAGUUUUUGUUUGUUUGUUUUUUGUUUU
Messenger RNA from Nomascus leucogenys (northern white-cheeked gibbon), 1670 nucleotides. RefSeq lists its product as uncharacterized. The coding region runs from base 658 to 1032 and encodes 124 amino acids. Lineage: Eukaryota; Metazoa; Chordata; Mammalia; Primates; Hylobatidae. The transcript is spliced from 3 exons. The record is from RefSeq and is a predicted model, not a curated record.